AUGAAGUAUCAAACUGAAUAUCAACGAAAUUAUCAAAAACGAACACCAAAAAAAUCCGAUGAACUUCCCGUAGCAGAGAGAAAAUUAAAUGAAGUACCAAUUCGACGUUCUGCAUCAUCUCCAUCUCGUCGACGUGGUCGAUCUGUCCCAUCAUCACCUACACGUGAUGAUUCGAAUUUUGCGGUCAUUGGACCAAAUGAAAAAUUUUCACAAUCUCAACUUUAUCGAAUGAAACAACCGGUUAAAGAUAAUCAUCGUGUUGCUAAAUCACAAGAAUUUGCUCUAUUAGGAAAAAAUGCAAAAUUUGAAAAUAAUGUGGUUUAUCCAUUAAGAAAACCUGUUGUAACUGAUACACCUCAAACUGUUGUUGUACGAAGACGUAAAAGUGAAAAUCAUUCAUGUGGUGUUCAGACUGAAUUGAAGAGAACAACCAGUGCGUCAUAUGAUCUUCGUCAUCAACGUGAUGGCGUAGCUAAUCGAAAACGACGUACUCCACAAAGUGAAUAUAAACAACAGUAUAAUUGGAAACAAUCAGCAGAAGUUUUACCUAGUAAUCAAGUGUCGAGUGAAGAAUCUAAAGUGCGUGAACGACGUUCAGAACCAAAAGCCUCGUCAUCUGCUGUUACUUCACCAAAAAAAGCUUCUGUAGCUGUGAAUACACCAGCACGUGUUGAAAUUGAUGUUAAUAGAAAUAAACAACAAGCUCAGCGACCUGCUACUCAUUCAACAAAAGCAUUUCGUCCAAAACGAGAUGAUACAACUGAAUAUCGACAACGUUAUAAACCUACUCUUAUUGAGCCAAAACAAACAGAAGCACAAAAAACAUAUCAUGCACAAUAUGUAGAUGAACGAACAAAACGAAAUCAAAUUCCUGAAGUUGAACAUGCUCAUACAGAUGAUGAAGGUACUGGAGGAAAUGUUGAUUUAGGAACUGAAUUUCGACAAAAAUAUCCACAUGGAAAAUUAAGACGUUGGAAAUCAGAAUAUCAAUCAACAUAUAAACCAUUUUCGCGUUUUGAUUAUAAAAAUGGUAAAUGGUUUAAAGAUCCAGCUGCGGAUGAAAAAGGUUUUAAUCCAAAUUUAUUCUGGUAUAAAGAAUUAAUGUCUACACGAAAACGAGCUGAUGAAUUUCGUUCGAAAGCAGAAACAGAUCAUUUUAAUCCUGAUCAUACUCUUCAAUUAAAAACUGGUUAUGGUACUGAUAAUUAUCACGCAUGGGAUACAGAUGUUGAUGAUGAUGAUAGUGAAAGUAUUAUUUCAAUUGAUAGAGAUUUAGAACGUGAACGUCUUGAAGGUGAACGUCGUCGUGAAAAAGAUGCUAAACGAAAUGAAGAUGAACAUAUUCAUCAUGAAAAGCCUAAAAAUAUUAAAAAACCAACAACAUUUAAAACUGAUCGAGUUGCUCAAACAGACCAUAAGGUUGAUCGAGUUAUCUAUGUUGAUGAACCACCAGUAAAACAACCAAGUGCAGCUACAAAAGCUUUUGUACGUAAUCUUGGUUCGUCAUCUGUUCAACAACAUAUGUCUUGGGAUUCUGAUAGUAUUUAUAGCCAACGAACAAAUUCAGAUAUUGAUUUGAAAUCGAUAACUGCAAGAGAUUUACAUAAUAAACAUUAUCAAAAUGAUAAUUCAACAAAUCGAACGAAUGUUAACCGUAAAUCAUCACCAAAGAAAAAACAAUCGCGAGGAACAGAAACUCGUUCACCUCUUCCAAAUGAUCGACAACAAAAAACUUGCUGUUCAUCUCAAAUAAAUGAACGAACAACUCACCAAAAUGGAACACCUACGCAUCAUACUCGUCCAGCAACAAGUUAUCAAGAAACUUCGAAUGCUACUGGUAGACCAAGUUAUGAUACACAUACAUAUGAUAAACGUCCUCAUAGCAGCAUGAAUGAAUAUUGUUCAUAUCCCGCCAGUCGAUUUAAAGAUGAAGUAACAGAUUAUUAUUAUGGUGGUAAUGAGAACAAACAACAGUAUCAAUAUACACCAACAACUAAACCUUCGUUACAAAAUCAGGCUGGAUCACAAGAUGAACGUUAUGGUCGAAAUUAUCCUACACGUAAUCAAGAUGAUGAUGUUCUUUCGGUUAAUUCAGUUCGAUCAUUAUCAUCCAGUUGUAGUUUAGCAUCACAAACACUUGAACGUGCUCAUCAAAAUAUGAAUAAAUAUUGGGGAGAUAAUUCACCGAAAAAAACCUAUAAUGCCAAGCAUUAA
Molecule: messenger RNA, 2214 nt
Organism: Adineta steineri
Lineage: Eukaryota; Metazoa; Rotifera; Eurotatoria; Adinetida; Adinetidae
Source: the annotation of a GenBank genome assembly